Petromyzon marinus (sea lamprey) is the source of this 2801-nucleotide messenger RNA. Its product is annotated as solute carrier family 23 member 1-like. The record is from RefSeq and is a predicted model, not a curated record. Lineage: Eukaryota; Metazoa; Chordata; Hyperoartia; Petromyzontiformes; Petromyzontidae. Gene Ontology annotation, biological process: transmembrane transport. Gene Ontology annotation, molecular function: transmembrane transporter activity. Gene Ontology annotation, cellular component: membrane.
AGUCGCAGAUUCCUCUCCGCUCGGGAUUUAGAGACAACAACGGAACCUGGAAGGAGACGGCGAUGGCAUCGACGGAUCUGCAAGCGACGGAUCUGCAAGCGAGCAGCAACGGGCUGCCAGACCCGGAGAGAGGGGAAGGAGGGUUGAAACAACACUCGUACGUGAACGGAGGAUGGCCAGUCGCGGGAGACUCGGGGAGUCCGCUGGAGUCGCCAGCCGAAGAGGACCGUCCCUGCAGGGUAUGCGAGACCGUAGCACGCAGCCAACAGAGCAGCUUUGACAUGAUCUACAAGAUUGAGGACGUCCCGCCGUGGUACCUUUGUCUCCUCCUGGGCUUCCAGCACUACCUCACCUGCUUCAGCGGAACCAUCGCGGUUCCCUUCCUCCUGGCCGAAGCCAUGUGCGUGGGCAAGGAUCAGGUGGCCAUCAGCCAGCUCAUCGGCACCAUCUUCACCGUGGUGGGCAUCACCACGCUCCUGCAGACCACCUUCGGGUGCAGGCUGCCCUUGUUUCAGGCGAGCGCCUUUGCCUUCCUCGUGCCAGCCCGUGCCAUCCUCGCCCUGGACAAGUGGAAGUGCCCGGACGCAUCGACGAUCUACCCCAACGGGACGAACGGGAUUCUGGAUACGUCGGACACGUGGCACCCACGCAUCAGAGAGAUCCAGGGCUCCAUCAUCGUGUCGUGCCUCGUGGAGGUGUUCAUCGGGUUCGCUGGGCUGCCCGGGGCCAUGCUGAGCUACAUCGGUCCGCUCACCGUCACGCCGACCGUCUCGCUCAUCGGCCUCUCCGUCUUCCAAGCGGCGGGAGACCGCGCCGGGCGGCACUGGGGCAUCUCGGCCAUGGCCAUCCUGCUCAUCAUCCUCUUCUCGCAGUACCUGCGCAACACCUCCGUACCCGUGCCCGUGUAUCGCCGCGGUCAGGGAUGCUCCUCCAAACGCUUCCAAAUCUUCAAGAUGUUUCCCAUCAUCAUGGCCAUCGUGCUGUCCUGGCUCAUCUGCCACGUGCUCACGCUCAGCGGAGUCUUCCCGGAGCGGGAAGGGGAGUACGGAUUCCACGCACGCACGGACGCGCGCGGAGACAUCAUGAGCAGGGCGCCCUGGUUCAGGAUCGCCUACCCAUGCCAGUGGGGGUUGCCCGUGGUGACGGUGGCCGGCGUGGUGGGGAUGUUCAGCGCGGUGCUGGCGGGCAUCAUCGAGUCCAUCGGUGACUACUACGCGUGCGCGCGUCUCUGCGGGGCUCCGGCCCCACCGGUGCACGCGAUCAACAGAGGGAUCUUCAUGGAAGGAUUGUCGUGCAUCAUCGCCGGAUUAUUCGGGACUGGGAACGGAUCCACGUCUUCUAGUCCAAAUAUUGGCGUCCUGGGAAUCACCAAGGUGGGCAGCCGGCGCGUCGUUCAGUACGGGGCGGGCAUCAUGCUGCUGCUGGGCACCGUGGGCAAAUUCACGGCGCUCUUCGCCUCGCUGCCCGACCCCAUCCUCGGCGCCCUCUUCUGCACCCUCUUUGGCAUGAUCACGGCCGUGGGGCUGUCCAACCUGCAGUUCGUGGACAUGAACUCCUCCCGCAACCUCUUCGUGCUGGGCUUCUCCAUGUUCUUCGGGCUCACGCUGCCCAGCUACGUGGAGCAGCACGCGGUGCAGAGCGGUGUGGUGGAGCUGGACCAGGUGCUCACGGUGCUGCUCACCACGGAGAUGUUCGUGGGAGGCUGCGUCGCAUUCGUCCUGGACAACACGAUCCCAGGUGCGCGGUCAGGCACGCAGGAGGAGCGUGGCCUGUUGCAGUGGAAGGCCGGGGCCCACGCGGCGAGUGGCUCCAGCUCCGAGAUCGACGCCUACGACUUCCCCGUCGGCAUGGCCGCGGUGCGCCGCGUGCGUGCACUGCGCUACCUCCCCGUGUGUCCCACCUUUGUGGGCUUCUCCGCGAUGUGCGCAUCGCGAGCCCGGCCCGGCGCCACGGGCGAAGCUACGGACCACGCUCAGCCUGAGAUGCAGCAGCAGCAGCCUCAGCAGCCGCAGCAACAGCAGCAGACAGCCAGAUCCUCAGCACAGCGGUCUUUCGCAUCGUCUCGCGCCGCUGUCAGAUCUUCUCUCGCCAGCACGAAGGUGUAGCGAGGGCAGCGGGUAGCCUCAUGCGAUGAAGACAUGGAUGAGUAACUUAACGAAUAAACGGACAUACGAGGUUCCGGUGCAUUAUCAACAAAAAAUAUUAAAAUUAUAAUGAUGUGACACUUUCGAACCAGCAGUCCCAGAUGCCCGUCGAGUGAAUAAUUUCCAGCAGCCGUUGAGGAGUGUUCGGUGAAAAAUUGACAACCCACUUAGGGCUCAGUGUCCAGUAAGCAGCAGACCGUUGAUGAAAGUAUGCCGGUUAAGUGAUUGAAAAAGGAGAAUGAUUCAGUUCAUUGUGCCGUCCUGCAUGGGGAGAUGAUACGGUAAAAGGCUGUCUAAAGCAAUGAUACUAACAUUGCUUGUCUUCAAAUAUAUAAUAUAUUUAUACUAUUUGGUAAUGCUGCAUUGGCAGUGGUGCAAUAAUUGGAUUCACACCGGGAUAUUUGUGCUCAUGGUGCGAUUCUGCCUCUCAUGCUCUCACAAUCAACUGCCAAUAUUAAUUCUAGCAAUAAUACAAUGUGUGUAAUUUAGAAGCUGUUGCGAAAUUAUAAAGUUGCCGCGUGUUGUAUGCCGAAGAACAGACUGUUUGCUUGGCAGGACCGGGAGAUGUGUUAAAUUCUGUGUGCCCAUCGAUAUGGUAGUAGUAUUAUUAUUGUUGUGUGUGUCUAUAAUAUGUCACGAAUAAACAUUAUACCUCGA